Messenger RNA from Astyanax mexicanus (Mexican tetra), 2517 nucleotides. It is a transcript of the gene wbp11, whose product is annotated as WW domain-binding protein 11. Gene Ontology annotation, biological process: mRNA cis splicing, via spliceosome. Bases 266 to 2281 code for a protein of 671 amino acids. Lineage: Eukaryota; Metazoa; Chordata; Actinopteri; Characiformes; Acestrorhamphidae. The record is from RefSeq and is a predicted model, not a curated record. The transcript is spliced from 12 exons. Gene Ontology annotation, cellular component: spliceosomal complex.
CCCGCUGUGUUUCCCUCCAGCUCAGAAGAAGACGGCGGGAAGUAAAUAUGGCGGCUCGCACACAGCGCGCUAAUGCUAGCGCUAACGAUUCAUAAACACAUCAAAAAGCGAAUUAAUCAACCCGGAGUUCAUCAAUACCCCGAUCUAUAAUCCCGCACAGCGCCGCCGGAGCGGCCGCUUCUGCCCGGCGCGGAGGAUCCGAGCUCCUGCACAGAUUUACCAGACAGACCGAGCGGCUAGCGGGACAAUAAAACAGUGAGCAGCCAUGGGUCGCAGGUCCACCUCCUCCACCAAGAGUGGGAAGUUCAUGAACCCCACAGAUCAGGCCCGAAAGGAGGCCAGGAAGAGGGAGUUGAAGAAGAACAAGAAGCAGAGGAUGAUGGUGAGAGCGGCGGUGCUGAAGAUGAAGGACCCCCGCCAGAUCAUCAGAGAUAUGGAGAAACUGGAUGAAAUGGAGUUUAACCCGGUGCAGCAGCCUCUGCUGAACGAUAAGGUUCUGAGAGAUAAGAGGAAGAAGCUCCGCGAGACGUUUGAGAGGAUUGUGCGACUUUAUGAGCGAGAAAAUCCAGAUACUUAUAAAGAACUUCGAAAACUGGAGCUGGAUUAUGAGACCAAACGCGGACAGCUCUCUCUCUACUUUGACUCUGUGAAGAAUGCGGAGUCUGUGGAAGUGGACAGUAUCCCGCUGCCGGAGAUGCCCCAUGCUCCAUCCAGCGUUCUGAUCCAGGACAUUCCACUACCCGGUGCCCAGCCACCCUCCAUUCUGAAAAAGAGCUCAGCCUUUAGUAAAGGAACUGCAUUGUCGUCGGCAGCUGUUGCUGGAGUUCCUCGGUUACCACCUGGACGCAAACCCCCCGGACCACCACCAGGUCCCCCACCACCUCAAGUACUACAGCUGUAUGGCAACCGCAGAGCAGAAGUAGAGCCUGAUCCUGAGCAGAUGGACACAGCGGAGCGAGAAAGUGACAGUGGCUCAGACUUGGGAGAAGAGGAGAGCGAGUCCGAGAGCGAGGGGGAGAGGGAGGAUCUUCUGGAGAAACGAAUCCCAGACCUUCGACACGAAGAGAGAGAGGAUGAACGAGAGAGAGGGCGGACUGUGCGCUUUGCUGACAUGCCCCAGCCCACAAAGAGGAAAAAGAAGAGGGUCGUGAAGAAGACAAAGGCCAUCACUCCUCUACAGGCCAUGAUGUUGCGGAUGGCAGGCCAAUCUGUGCCAGAGGAGGAGGAAGAAGAGGAAGAAGAAGAGUACACAGAAAGUGAGCAGUCGGAUGAGGAAGAGACAGGCCCCCCUGGAGACAUUCAGGCUCCCCAUGCUCUGCAAAGACCUCCACCUUCAUCUCUACCAAUGGGAGCACAGCAGCCACCUCCUCACAUGCAAGGUCCACCAAUUACAGGCCCUCCUCCUUUGGGACCACCUCCGGCUCCUCCAAUGCGGCCACCAGGACCUCCCUCAGGACUGCCGCCAGGACCACCUCCUGGUGCUCCUCCAUUCCUGAGGCCCCCUGGUAUGCCAGGGGCUCUGAGAGGGCCAAUGCCUCGGAUGCUGCCCCCCGGACCCCCACCUGGUCGUCCUCCAGGACCUCCACCUGGCCCACCACCUGGCAUGCCCCCAGGUCCCCCACCCAGAGGACCCCCUCCAAGACUGCCACCCCCUGCACCACCAGGCAUGCCUCCUCCUCCUCCACGCUCAGGUCCUCCGCGAUUGGCUCCGCCUCUCUCCAUGUUCCCACCCCCUCUGAACCCCAGUGUGCUCAGUGCUCCCCCCAGCAUUGUUCCCCGCCAGAAACCGCCUGCCUCCUCCCGCGAGACCUCCCACAACACGAACCCCGUUCUUCCCCCUCCCUCUCUCCCCAUAUCUAUACGCCCCUCGAACAUGCAGGUGCCCCCUCCUCCAGGCACUGCACCCACGCCCCAAAACCCUGCUGGCCACGCCCACACCAUAGAGAAACGAGCCAACAUCACCAGUGUCCCGGCCCACUCGGGGGUGGCCGGCCAAUCGGGCGGUGCCACAAUUUCUGCGAAACCUCAGAUCAUCGCCCCGAAAGCAGAGGUGACGCGCUUCGUCCCCACAGCCCUGAGGGUCCGCAGAGACCGCGCCGGCCAGCCUGGAGCGGCUCCAGAAAGAGGGGGCAGGAGAGAGGAGGAGAGGUUGGGGCAGGGUCAGAAAACCGCUGCCUCCUCAGCCCCUGUCCAGCCUGGUGCAAGCUCUGCCCCCUCAAACAUGAAGACCAAGGACCAGGUUUACGAGGCAUUCAUGAGGGAGAUGGAGGGGCUGCUGUGAGCCGGAGGGGAAGGGGUUAAAGCGAUGGAGCGGUCAGGGCUCUGAUCGGAGCAGAAGGAGGAAAAUUAGACGUUGUUUGUAAAAGGCAUACAUUUAAAGUUAAAUUCUGCAGUUGGGUCUGGAACUCUCCUCCAGGCCUUAGUUUUAUAUUUGGAAUUUGAUUGACAGUUAUGUGUGAAUCUGUGUUCUGGAGCUGAAUCUGUUUGUGUCUCUGAAUAAACUCUCGAACCCUUGAA